GGUUUAAAAUUUUUAAUCUGUUCUGGGUCCUUGAGUAUUGCACAAUUUAUGCUGGUGGUUAGGUUAUAAUUUCUUAUUUUAGUCAUUGAAAUUUAAUUAAGUCGCAAUCAACUAUGGCGCAGAGUAAGUUAAAUGAUAUGGCAGGAAAAUUUGCAAAAGGUGGACCCCCUGGUCUUGGCAUCGGCUUAAAAGUAGCAGCUGUAGUUGGCGCAGCGGCCUAUGGUGUUUCACAAUCCUUAUUCACAGUUGAAGCUGGUCAUCGUGCAAUUAUGUUCAACAGAAUAGGAGGAGUACAACAACAUGUUAUGACAGAAGGCUUGCAUUUCCGUAUCCCAUGGUUUCAAUAUCCCAUUAUAUAUGAUAUCAGGUCACGUCCCCGCAAAAUUUCGUCACCGACAGGUUCUAAAGAUUUACAAAUGGUAAACAUCUCGUUAAGAGUGCUUUCCCGCCCUGAUGCAAACAACCUUUCUAUUAUGUACAGACAGCUCGGUACUGAUUACGAUGAAAAAGUUUUGCCCUCAAUCUGCAAUGAAGUUUUGAAAUCAGUUGUAGCCAAAUUUAAUGCGUCACAGCUUAUCACGCAGCGACAGCAAGUGUCAUUAUUAAUUAGAAGAGAGCUGGUGGAGAGAGCAGCUGACUUUAAUAUUAUUUUGGAUGAUGUGUCACUGACAGAGUUGAGUUUUGGAAAAGAAUAUACAGCUGCUGUAGAAGCCAAACAAGUGGCUCAACAAGAAGCUCAGCGUGCUGCUUUCGUUGUUGAAAGAGCAAAGCAGGAGCGUCAGCAGAAAAUUGUACAGGCUGAGGGAGAGGCUGAAGCUGCUGAGAUGUUGGGUAAAGCUAUGGGAAUGAGCCCUGGAUACCUAAAACUACGAAAAAUCCGUGCAGCUCAAAGUAUUUCAAGAAUGCUUGCUCAGUCUCAAAAUAGAGUAUUCCUUCCUGGUAACAGUUUGAUGAUCAACCUUCAAGAUCCUUCCUUUGAUGAUUUGUCAGAAAAGCUCACAAAAAAGAAGUAACAUGAGGCUAAGAAAGAGUAUGACAUAAGCCCUGAGCCUGCAAUUACUCUUUCUGAUGAUGAAACUGCACUAAUAAUUACUGGUGUUGCUUCAGCAGUUAAUUAGCAUUUGUUUGUCAUUUAUGCAUUUUUCAAUGUGUAUAAACUUACAUGUUUAAAAUAUUCUGUAUGAUGCAUUUUAUGUUACUUAGUUUGUAGGGUUAGAAUGUAUGAAAAUCGGUUGCAAUAAAGUAAAAAAAAUA
This is a messenger RNA of Nymphalis io (European peacock), 1254 nucleotides long. RefSeq names its product prohibitin-2 (gene Phb2). Gene Ontology annotation, cellular component: membrane; mitochondrion. Gene Ontology annotation, biological process: mitochondrion organization. The transcript has a single exon. Lineage: Eukaryota; Metazoa; Arthropoda; Insecta; Lepidoptera; Nymphalidae. The coding region runs from base 114 to 1013 and encodes 299 amino acids. The record is from RefSeq and is a predicted model, not a curated record.